Solanum dulcamara is the source of this 3683-nucleotide messenger RNA. RefSeq names its product type I inositol polyphosphate 5-phosphatase 12-like. The transcript is spliced from 12 exons. The record is from RefSeq and is a predicted model, not a curated record. Gene Ontology annotation, molecular function: protein binding; phosphatase activity. Bases 124 to 3633 code for a protein of 1169 amino acids. NCBI's taxonomy places the organism in Eukaryota, Viridiplantae, Streptophyta, Magnoliopsida, Solanales, Solanaceae. Gene Ontology annotation, biological process: phosphatidylinositol dephosphorylation.
UCCAUCCACUUCCCCUCUGCUUCACUCACUCUCAUCUAUUUUUUCUCUGAUUCACCAUUUUAAUUUGUUUCUUUUUUUGAUAAAUAUUUUCAUGAAUCAGACUGAGAAUUGAAAUUGGAUUACAUGGACGAAAUCAAAGAUGAUGAUGUACAUGAACCUGCUCGAGAAAAGGUUUAUUACAAGCCGAAGCUGCGGACAUUUACAGGGACGCAUCACAAGAUGCGUCCCCACGUCCAUCUCCGCAAUCGCAGCUUCGAUGAUAACAUUAUUCACAACAAUUUACAAGAAGAAGAAUUAUUAUACAAAGAUGAAGAAGGCAUUGGAGCUGAUGAUGAUAAUCAUCAUCAUCAAUCGCCUUUGGCAGAGUUUGAAGGAAGUGGUGGUGGAAUAGGAAACUUUAAAGUACCAGCUCGUGCGCCUCUGCAUCCUGCACGUCCAACUUACCUUGAGAUAAGGCCACAUCCCCUCAAAGAAACACAGGUUGGGAAAUUUUUGAGGACCAUUGCUUGUUCAGAGACACAAUUAUGGGCAGGACAAGAAUCUGGCGUUAGAGUGUGGAAUUUUUCAGAUCAAUAUGAGUGUGGGAUGGGAAUUGGAGGACGGGCAAGGAGAGGGGAUGAGGAUGCAUCACCAUUUUAUGAGUCAGCUGAUAUGUCACCCGCAUUAUGCUUAAUGUUUGAUUCUGGGAAUAAAUUGAUCUGGAGUGGGCAUAAGGAUGGCAAGAUUAGGUCUUGGAGAACAGACCAGCCUAUUUCUGUUGACUCCUCUUUCAAGGAAGGCCUCUCCUGGAAUGCUCAUCGUGGGCCUGUUCUUUCGUUGAUGCUAUCUUCUUAUGGUGAUAUAUGGUCUGGAUUUGAAGGUGGUAUCAUAAAGGUUUGGCCCCGGGAAGCAGUACAGAAGUCUCUUUCUCUAUCAUCUGAUGAAACACACAUUGCUUCUUUACUUGUGGAAAGGUCAUUGGUUAACCUUAGAAGCCAAGUUACAGUUAAUGGUGUAUGUAACAUCUCAUCUUCUGAUGUAAAGUGUUUGCUCUCUGAUCAUGUAAGAGGAAAAGUGUGGGCAUCGGGAUCUUUAUCCUUCUCGUUAUGGGAUGCACGAACCAGGGAACUCCUGAAAGUGUAUAAUGUAGAUGGUCAUGUUGAGAAUGGAGUUGAUAUGUCAUCUGUGCCAGACCAAGCAUUGGAAGAUGAGAGUAAUGUCAAGUCUGUCUCCAAAUCUAAAAAAGAAAAGUCACAAGGAGGUAACUUUUUCCAGCGUUCACGCAAUGCUAUAAUGGGAGCUGCCGGUGCUGUACGUCGAGUUGCAACAAAGGGGUCAGGGGAAGAUAGUAGGAAAACAGAAGCCAUUGUUCUUUCAUCUGAUGGAAUGAUUUGGAGUGGAUGUUCAAAUGGCUUACUUGUGCAGUGGGAUGGGAAUGGAAACCGCUUGCAAGAUUUCCAUCAUCAUCCUUGCGCUGUUCUAUGCUUAUGUGCUCAUGGUUCUCGAAUAUGGAUUGGCUAUAUAAGCGGUAUGGUACAGGUCCUGGACCUUGAAGGGAACUUGCUAGCUGAUUGGGUUGCUCACAACGAGCCUGUAAUAAAAAUAGCAAUUGGGGGUGAUUAUGUUUUUAGCUUGGCUAAUCACGGAGGUAUACGUGGAUGGACCCUUGCCACUCCAGGACCUAUUGAUCACAUAUUGCAAUCAGAAAGAGCACAGAAAAGACAUUUAUACACCAGACAAGAAAAUUUUAAGAUCUUGGUUGGCACGUGGAAUGUUGCUGAAGGAAAAACCUCACAGGAAGCACUGGCAACUUGGCUGAGUUCUUCCAUUUUGGAUGUUGCGAUUGUAGUAAUUGGGUUGCAAGAAGUAGAAAUGGGAGCAGGUUUUCUUGCAAUGUCUGCUGCAAAAGAAACUGUAGGACUAGAAGGAACUUCCAGUGGGCAAUGGUGGCUGGAAGCAAUAGGGAAGACUUUGGACGAAGGAUCAACUUUUGAAAGGGUAGGAUCAAGGCAACUAGCUGGCUUGAUUAUUGCUAUCUGGGUGAGAAAAACUCUUAGAGUACAUGUGGGAGACCUUGACGUUGCAGCAGUUGCAUGUGGUUUAGGACGUGCCAUUGGUAAUAAGGGUGGAGUUGGUCUGAGGUUAAGAGUAUUUGAUCGGAUUAUGUGCUUCGUGAACUGUCACUUUGCAGCUCAUUUAGAAGCAGUCAACCGCCGCAAUGCUGAUUUUGACCAUAUAUAUAGAACAAUGGCUUUCACUCGAUCUUCUAACCUUCUUGACAAUGUUGCUGCUGGUGUGUCAUCUGCUGCUCAAAUGCUUCGUGGUACAGAUGCUGCAGCAAUUAGUCCCGGGAAGGGAAAGCCUGACCUUGCUGAAGCUGAUAUGGUGAUUUUCUGUGGGGAUCUUAAUUAUCGUCUUUUUGGAAUAUCUUAUGAUGAAGCAAGGGACUUUGUCUCACAAAGAUGCUUUGAAUGGCUUAGAGAGAAAGAUCAAUUAAGAGCUGAAAUGAAAGCUGGUAAAGUUUUCCAAGGGAUGCGUGAAGCAAUCAUCAGAUUUCCUCCAACUUACAAGUUUGAAAAGGGGAAACCAGGAUUAUUAGGAUAUGAUUCUGGGGAAAAGAAACGAAUUCCAGCUUGGUGUGACAGAGUGCUAUAUCGAGAUAGCCGGACAGCUCCUUCUAUGCAGUGCAGUUUAGGGUGCCCUGUAGCUGCUUCCAUUUUACAGUACGAUGCUUGCAUGGAAGUGACAGAUAGUGAUCACAAGCCUGUGCGGUGCAAAUUUAAUGUCGAAGUUUCCCUUGUUGAUAGAUCAGUAAGGAGACAAGAGUUUGGGAGGAUUUUCCAGUCUAACGAUAAAAUCAGGUCUUUACUGGAAGAAAUGUAUUAUAUACCUGAAGUAGACGUCAGUACCAGCCAGAUAUUACUUCAGAAUCAAGAAACAUUCAGCUUAAUAAUUACCAACAGAAGUACUAGAAAAGAUAAUGUUUUUUUCCAAAUCACUUGCCAAUAUCAAUCAGCUAUCAACAAGAGCAAGCAAACAUCAGGCUAUCGUCCCAGAGGUUCCUUUUGCUUUCCCCGUUGGCUUGAGGUUAGACCUGCAGCUGGCAUGAUCAAAUCUGGUGAAGAUGAAGAGAUCUUGGUACAUCAGGAAGAGUUCCGUAAUUCAGAAGAUAUUCCUGAUGUUAUUCCACCAAGCAAAUGGUCUGAGGAAACAAGAGGAGAAGAAGUGAUUUUAAUGAUCAAUGUGAAAUCCAAUGGCGCAACGAAGGUAAGAACACAUCAAGUACACGUCUGCCGCCGUUUUUCAACUGAUGCAAUAUGCAUGAUAUCAAGAAACAGUUCCACCAGAAAUGAAGGGAGCUCCCAUCACAGGUCAAACAGUUCCAGAAGAAAUGAAGGGAGCACCUACCAGAGUUCAAAUAGUUCUAUAAGAAAUGAAGGGAGCUCCCAACACAGGUCAAACAGUUCCAAAAGAAAUGAAGGAAGCACCUACCAGAGGUCAAAUAGUUCCAUAAGAAAUGAAGGGAGCUCCCAACACAGGUCUGCUCUUCAACAGGAGAGCGUGUCCAAUGGUUCCAGAAGAAAUGAAGGGAUCUCCCACCACAGGUCUGCUCUUCAACAGGAGAGUGCCUCUGACAUGAAUAAAUAUGAAUGACCAUCAAGGCAUGAAAACCUAUAAACCCAAAGAAAACAAGGUUCUUUUUU